AUGGACGCCAUUUAUCAAUCAGAAGAUGUUGAUGGAGUUAGAUUCUCAUGGAAUGUAUGGCCAACUAGUCGUGUCGAAGCAACCCGUAAGUUGCUAGUACCAUUAGGUGCCAUGUACACACCAAUGAAACAAAAUCAAAAUACUCUUCAAGUACCAUACCCUCCACUACAUUGCAAGGGUUUAUGUACUGCUGUUUUAAAUCCUUUUUGUACUGUAGCACCACCAUAUAGAACAUGGGUAUGUCCAUUCUGUUUACAACAUAAUCAAUUCCCACCACAUUACAAUGGAUGUAUUACCGAUACUAGCAGACCAAGUGAAUUGUUACCAAAUGCUUCGACGAUCGAGUAUUUGUUGCCAACUAAAGAGUCGGCACCACCCAUCUAUUUAUACAUUGUUGACACUUGUCUACCAGAUGAUGAGUUGCAAAAGUUGAUUGAUUCAUUGACCAUGUCGUUGUCAUUGAUUCCAGAGAACAGCUAUGUCGGUUUGAUCACUUUUGGAUCGAUGGUGCAAGUGUACGAGCUCGGUUUUACCGCCUGUCCCAAGAGUUAUGUGUUCCGUGGUAAUUCGCAGACUGCAUUCAAGGCAGCUACAUUGCUCGACAAGCUCGGCGCACCUGAAACACUCAAUCUUGCCAGCAAGCGUUUCCUCGUGCCCGUAGGCGAAUGCGACGACUCGUUGACAACUAUUUUGGAGGAGAUCCAAAAGGACCCAUGUCGUGUGCCAUCGGACCGUCGUCCACAACGUGCCACCGGUAUUGCCUUCUCGAUUGCCUCAUCACUCUUGCAGGCUGUUGCCGAGCAAGCACCACACACCAAGUUGGCAGCUCGUGUCAUGGCAUUUAUCGGCGGUCCCGCAACCGUCGGUGUUGGCAUGGUUGUUAGCGACGAUCUCAAGGAGCCAAUCCGUUCGCACCACGAUAUCGUCAAGAACAAGGCCAAGCACACCACCAAGGCAUACGCCCACUACAAGUCGGUUGCCGAGCAGGCUGUCGCAGCCGGUCACGUCAUUGACAUCUUUUCGUGCUCGCUCGACCAGGUCGGUCUCUAUGAAAUGCGUGAGAUGGUCAAGUUGACCGGUGGUUUCAUGGUGCUUGCCGAUGGUUUCUUCCAUCCCAUGUUCCAACAAUCCUUCCAGAAAAUAUUCUCGCGUGACCCAGACCACCAACUCAACGUCGGCUACAAUGCUGACAUCCAAGUCACAACCAACCGUUACCUCAAGAUAUGUGGUGCUAUUGGCCAUGUAUCAUCUUUAAAUGUUGCUUCUCCAAAUGUUUCUGAAAAUGAAAUAGGUAUUGGUGGAACAUCAAGUUGGAAGGUAUGUGGAUUAGAUCAAAAUUCUACAUUUGCAUUCUAUUUUGAAAUUGCCAAUCAACAUAAUAACGCUAUUCCAGUGGACCAACCGGGAUUGAUCCAAUUCACCACCACCUAUCAAAACGGACAGGGUAAGCGUAUCAUGAGAGUAACUACUGUGCGUCGUGAAUGGGCUGAUCCAAGCGCCACCAUCUCUACAUUGGCCAAUGGAUUUGAUCAAGAAACUUCUGCCGUGCUCAUGGCACGUCUCGCCGUUUUCAAGGCCGAGACUGAGGAGUUGCCCGACAUUACCAGAUGGCUCGACAAGAUGUUGAUUCGUCUCGUCUCGAAAUAUGCUGAUUUCCGCAAGGAUGAUCCUCGCUCAUUCAACUUGGCUCCCAACUUUGCCAUCUAUCCACACUUUAUGUUCCAUUUGCGUCGUUCCAACUUCCUCCAAGCCUUUAACAACUCGCCUGACGAGUCGUCAUUCUAUCGGUUCAUGUUGAAUCGUGAGAAUGUAUCCAACUCUCUCAUCAUGAUUCAACCAACACUCGAACAAUACUCUUUCAACGGACCACCAGCUCCAGUCGUCUUGUCUGCCACCUCCAUCUCUGCCAACACUAUCCUCCUCCUCGAUACUUUCUUCCACGUUUUAAUUUUCCACGGAGAAAUGGUUGCAAAAUGGCGCAAGGAAGGUUACGAUAAGGAUCCACAACAUCAAACUUUUAGAGAUUUACUUGCUGCUCCAAAGGAAGAUGCUAAAAAUAUUUUAAAGGAUAGAUUCCCAUAUCCACGUUAUAUUGAUUGUGAUCAACAUUCAGGUGAAGCUCGUUUCCUUUUAGCUACUAUUGAUCCAAAUCUUACCCAUGUUAGUAACCCACAAGAACAAGGUAAUGGUGAGGUUGUUUUCACAGAUGAUGUCAAUCUCCAUGUCUUCUUGGAACAUUUGAAGAAGUUUGCUGUUCAAUCCUAA
Cavenderia fasciculata is the source of this 2265-nucleotide messenger RNA. It is a transcript of the gene sec23, whose product is annotated as putative transport protein. Gene Ontology annotation, cellular component: endoplasmic reticulum exit site; COPII vesicle coat. The coding region runs from base 1 to 2265 and encodes 754 amino acids. The record is from RefSeq and is a predicted model, not a curated record. The transcript is spliced from 4 exons. NCBI's taxonomy places the organism in Eukaryota, Evosea, Eumycetozoa, Acytosteliales, Cavenderiaceae. Gene Ontology annotation, molecular function: zinc ion binding; GTPase activator activity. Gene Ontology annotation, biological process: intracellular protein transport; COPII-coated vesicle budding; endoplasmic reticulum to Golgi vesicle-mediated transport.